AUGUACCGGGCCGGGAGCGGAGCGCUGGUGUUCGGCGCCGGCACGGUGCAGUGGGCCUGGGGCCUGGACGCCUUCCACGACUCCGCCGGCGGCAUGCCGAACAACGUCGAGAACGAGUACGACACUCGCAUCCGGCAUGACCUCUCGGGCCCAGAGCACGCGGUGCAGCAGGCGACGCUGAACGUGCUCGCGGACAUGGGCGUGCAGCCCGCUACGCUGCGCCCCGGCCUGACGCGCGCCGUGGCGUCCACAGACGCGGAGGCCCCCGUGGUGACGCUGACGCACUGCUGGCUCGGGGCGCCUGGUAUGCUGGAGGUGGUCGCCAGGGAUCGCGGCGGCGGAGCGGUGGCCGCCUUGGAGGCCUCCGCGGACGGGCAGAGGUGGUACAUCAUGGUGCGCGCGGGGCCCGGCUGGGGCUCGCGCCUGCGCGCCCCCGACGGCGCCGCUCCUCUCUCGUCCCUCCUCGUGCGGGCGGUCGACGACAGCCUCAACAUCGGCGAGGCGGCGCGCUGCCGGGUGGGCUCCACGCGCGCGGGGGCCGCGGAGCUGUGA
Prorocentrum cordatum is the source of this 552-nucleotide messenger RNA. NCBI's taxonomy places the organism in Eukaryota, Dinophyceae, Prorocentrales, Prorocentraceae. The record is from the annotation of a GenBank genome assembly.